CAUGCUGGGCCUGCACGUGUUUACUAGCAUGGGAUGGGUGUACGCACGACUCGACUCGUCUGGUAUAACCGGCUAUACUGGUAGUGGUAGCCUUUGUGUUUUUGCGUGAAUAAUCAACAUUUCUUCUGCCAAAAGUGCCUCUGACGUCUAAAUUUUGUCAUUUUGGGAAGAGUAUCAUGUCCACUUGCCAUCAUUUUCGACCUGUAGGAUGAAGACCAGCUGCAGAGUCUGGCGGGGCCGCCAUCCAAACGUCUCGAGGAGACUGUAUCUGUGUAUGAGGUAGCCGGCGAUCACGCUGCAGAGUCGUCGUAGAGGAAUUCCACUCCACAUUGCUGCACUUGAGAGACCCCCGUCCCAAGAAGCAGAGAAGAAAAUACACAGAGAUGCUGAUGGGACCAUGAUGAUGAUGAUGAUGAGAUUUGCUGAGGUACUCUGACGGGAUCGAUCGACUGAGAGUCAAGAUGAAUGCCCCGUUUGCCAACUUCCAAGAAGAAGACCGCUUUCAAACUGUCUCCUCCAGGGCUUACAGAGCACCAGGCUCAAUAAUGGCGGCCAACCAGACAAAGCUUACUGCUCCUCAGAAGAUGUUUGCCCAGCCAGCCACACCGGAAUCCCGUCAGUCAAAAAGUGUGCUAGCUAGACAAGAAAACCUGGAGAAAAACUCUGAAUAUGGUGGGGAGAUGCAAAACUCUUCAACCACUGAUGACACAACUUAUCGAGAAUGCAGUAUCGAGAAUGCAGGGAAUUCAGGGAAUUCUCAAGGAUCCAAAACUAAGAGACCUCUUGAGAGACUGUCGGGUAUCCAAAGCUUUCAGGAGGCUGUUGAAGGGGAGACAAUGGCCAGAUGCAUCGCUGAGAUGUCCCGUAACGUCGGCACUGGCACAGGACCUGCCAGCAGGAGUGGCCAUUAUGCCUACAACCUGCGGCGGGCCUCUGUGGGCAACCCGCGGGACACCCCACGAGACACCAUCAAGUUUGUGGUAGGACCAUCAGGCCGAGCUGAGAUGCCGAGAGCUCCCCAUUAUACCCCUAAGAAUCUCCCUCACAGUCCCCAGAGUCUGCAGAAUCCACCUGUGAGGGGGCACAUGGAGUUACGCAGGCAGAUGAGUGCACCGGUUUUCGGAAAGAGUGCUCCGCCUCCUAAACCACCCAGAAGGCUGACCUCAACUGAUGCUCCGGGCUCCGGGAGCACCUCACCCAACGGAGACAAUGCUAGUUGUAGACCCAGACCAAAAUUGCAUGAAUUUAGGAGGCUUGAUUCAGCCCCUUGUGGGAUGCCAGCAGUAGAAGUCGAAGGAAAGAAUGCACAUGGAGAAUCGAUGAACUUAAAUCAACCACCUGGGAACAAAUACCCUGGUAAUAACAAAGAAUACCAUGAUGAGGCAGUAGUAAGUCCUUGGUCAACCAGAGCUGUUUCUGCCCGUAUCUCAACUAGACCAAGUAAGAGCGAAGGAACAUCCCAAAGAGUUCGAACGCUCUCCAGUUCCAGUAACUCAUCAAACUCCAGUUCCAGUCCUGAUGCCGUGACACCCUCUAGGCCGAUGACUUACAAGACCACUGCGUAUUACCGCCAGGCCUCUGAGCCUGCUUUCAAGCCACAGAGCCAAACCAGCAUCCACCUCCCAGUAGUAGCCAACAGUCGUGAACUGUUGGCCGAAGAGCGAUUCAGCUAUAUCGAGAGAUCCCAUUGUACAAAAUUGAAGAUGCCCAAAUCCAAGAGUUUUGAGUUUUCAUCACUACCGCAACACAAGGGCGCGAGAGCCGAAAGUCCCAGCCACAAUUCCAGCAGCAAUAAAAAUCAAGUGACAUCAAAGAUCCCUGUUCCAAAAGCGCUUCCUCUUUCCUCUCAUAGCAAUGAAUCCAGGGCACCUGUGAAGCCAAUUAGAUUUACCAAUGCGGCUUUCAUGUUUUCAGUGGAAGGGACGCAGUCUGCACCGACUACUCCUUUUGAUGCGCCGUCAAAAAAGGAGAGUCCUUUUCCCUCCAAAAUACCAGUUUCUUCAUCACUUGGAAGUCUUGCUUCUGAAUGUACCCCAAGAGGAUCUACCAGUUCAGUGAAAUCAGCUUCAGCCUCCAACAGAAAAUACUUGGACUCCGAAGAAUCCGGUGCCCACGACCAUACUGGUGGAGAGUAUCAGGUAAUGCACAAUUGGGACUUUGGGGCAUCUAAGCCCACCUCUGGUUCCAAAGAGAAUCUCAUUUCAUUUAAACAAGAGGCAAAUACGCACUCCUCGUCUUCUAAAAAAGCUGGUGUGAAGAGGUACGUCCCAUCCUCGCGCACCAGCAACCAGAAGCGGGGAGGCAACCAGUAUACCUCCCUAAAGUCUAGCCGGGUUUCAAAAUCACUCAGCCUUGAAAACGUCAACGAUGCCUUGCAGGACGAAGACCGCAGCAGUGGCGAAGAAGAAGAGGACACCGACAAGGGGACCCUGAAGGCUGACGGCACCUACAACGGCAGCUGUAAGAGAGAUAGUGGCUCAGGAUUUGCUCGUUACCUCUCCCAAAUGUCCCAGUACACUGGCAAGACCGGACCGACCGAAACACUAGCCCCCAAACAGGCAGCAUCCCUUCCCAAUCGUUACAAACGCACCAAAUCCUGGGAGGCGGGAGGUGAACCCUUACUUGGUGAUUCCCCAGUUCAGCCCAAGCAGGCAGGCAUCGGCAGCAAGCUGUGGGGCUUCACUAAGAAGAGUCCCCUCGUCACGCGAAAAUUCAAACCCAAUAAGAUCCGUAGCAUGUCGGACUCCUCUCCGAAGCGGGAACCUGCGUCGGAACUACGUGCCCGGUACGGCUACAGCAGCACCCAGAAAUCCCAGUAUUCUGGGAACCCCACCAAGAGCCCUGUUAAGCCACCCACUAAGGGUGCCCUACACGGACUGAGACGCAUGCUAUCCAGGGAGUCACUGAAUGCAGACAAAGCUGCCACUAAGAAGAAGAAUGGGAACAACUCCAAGGGUGGGGAUUACUACGGUGUCUGUAAGGCUUGCGGACUGAGCGUGUAUGUUGGGGAGGAGGUUAGUCUUCCGGAUAGUGUCUACCAUACUGCUUGCUUCAAGUGCUCGAGGUAAGUGCUGUUUCACUAUCUUAUACUUAUUCUGCUAAUAUUCUUAUUCAUUUAGGUGGAUAGUUUUAUAUAACACCUGAAUAAAUCCCCGUCAUCUGAUUGGUGGGCCGUUGAU
Messenger RNA from Patiria miniata (bat star), 3179 nucleotides. RefSeq lists its product as uncharacterized. The record is from RefSeq and is a predicted model, not a curated record. The transcript is spliced from 3 exons. Bases 462 to 3068 code for a protein of 868 amino acids. NCBI's taxonomy places the organism in Eukaryota, Metazoa, Echinodermata, Asteroidea, Valvatida, Asterinidae.